ACCCCAUGUAGUUUAGAGCGCCACCCAUGACGCCCGCCGCCGGGCGUGGGAUUGCGUAACCGGGAAACUCGCGUGUUGGUUUUGCUCAUCUGUGCAGUGGGUUUUGGUUCUCACCAUGGCCAUCACUCAGUUUCGGUUAUUUAAAGUUUGUACCUGCCUAGCAACAGUGCUCUCCUUCCUGAAGAGACUAAUAUGCAGGUCUGGCAGAGGAAGGAAAUUGAGUGGAGACCAAAUAACUUUGCCCACCACAGUGGAUUAUUCGUCUGUCCCUAAGCAGACAGAUGUGGAGGAGUGGACUUCCUGGGAUGAAGAUGCCCCCACAAGUGUAAAGAUUGAAGGAGGGAAUGGGAAUGUGGCAACACAACAAAGUUCUUUGGAACAAUUGGAACCUGACUAUUUCAAGGAUAUGACACCAACCAUAAGGAAAACUCAGAAAAUUGUCAUUAAGAAGAGAGAACCAUUGAAUUUUGGUAUCCCUGAUGGUAACACAGGUUUUUCCAGUAGAUUGGCAGCUACACAAGAUAUGCCUUUCAUUCAUCAAUCAUCAGAAUUAGGAGACUUAGAUACCUGGCAAGAGAACACCAAUGCGUGGGAAGAGGAAGAAGAUGCAGCCUGGCAAGCGGAAGAAGUUCUGAGGCAGCAGAAGAUUGCAGACAGAGAAAAGAGAGCAGCAGAACAACAAAGGAAGAAAAUGGAGAAGGAAGCCCAGCGCCUGAUGAAGAAGGAACAAAACAAAAUUGGUGUGAAACUCUCCUAACACAUGUUUGCCCAUCACAUCCCAGUGCCAGUAGGAGAAGUCUGGGCCUGCAGCCUUCACGACAAGCAUUUGUAUGGACUGGAGAUAGUUUUCAGAAUACAAAUGCCUGCUUGAUCUUCAUGUGUUGAUUGAGCCAUCCAGGAUACCAGAAUUCUCCCACAAUACCUUGUACUGAUAGUAAUCAAGACUCAAAACACAAAUCAAUGAGACAACUAUUUUCUUCAAUAUGUUCCAAAUAUCAGACAAUUGUUUGCUCUAGCAAAGUAUUUUAAGUGGAAUAUACCAGACCAGUACCUCUCAAGCUAGGGUCCCUAGCUGAAUAAAUUGGGUGUAAAUAAUUUUAUGGUAGAAGAAUUCUCGGCUAUCUAUUAUGCUUUCAUUAUUGUGCAUAAUUAUAAAGUAAUUUUAAUAGCCUUUGUUUCCAUGAUCACUUGACAUAAAUUAAACAAAGUGUAAGGAGGGCUUUACACCCUCAAUUUUUUUUCAGGCAGUGUUGACAUACAUUUUCUGUAAUUCGAACUGGCAUUGUGUGGUACAACAUUAAGGAAUAUGACGAUUUGGAUUUUCAAGAAAAUAACAUUAAAUGCAAUAAUUUUAUUUAUCAAA
This is a messenger RNA of Phodopus roborovskii (desert hamster), 1363 nucleotides long. RefSeq names its product estrogen receptor binding site associated antigen 9 (gene Ebag9). Lineage: Eukaryota; Metazoa; Chordata; Mammalia; Rodentia; Cricetidae. The record is from RefSeq and is a predicted model, not a curated record. Gene Ontology annotation, cellular component: secretory granule. Bases 116 to 757 code for a protein of 213 amino acids. The transcript is spliced from 7 exons.